CUGUGAGAUGCAUGUUUUCUUGCCACAUUCUCUCACCAUUCCCUCCAUAUCCAAACCUAUCAUGGAUUUCUCUAAAGUGUCUAUUCUCUUCUCAACCAUAGUCUUGUACAUGCUACACUCGGCGAACGAUGCUCGAGUAUUAGACGAGCGCGUCCCGCUACUCUCCUUCAUGUCCGGGAUCACCAGCGACCCCGGACAUGCCCUAGCAAAUUGGAACGCCUCCGGCCUACCCCUCUGCGAAUGGUCGGGGGUCGGGUGCGACAUGACCAAAAACAGAGUUGUGGAGCUCAACCUAAGCCACAAGUCUCUUCGGGGCACCAUCUCCCCGGCCCUCUUCGCCCUCUCCCAGCUUGAGAUCCUAGACCUCUCCGGCAACUUCCUCCACGGGCAGAUCCCGCCUGAAAUAGGCUCCCUCGACCGCCUCAAAGAGCUCAGCCUCUCAUCCAAUUCCCUCCGAGGAAACAUCCCUUUCCAAGUGGGAUCAUUAAACCAACUAGUUUACCUCAAUCUCGGCAGCAACAAACUAGAUGGUGAAAUCCCUGCAUCACUCUUCUGCAACGCCUCGUCUUCGCUACAAUACCUCGACCUCUCCAACAACUCCCUCAAUGGCGAACUCCCUAAAUGCGCGCUCUCUGAACUCAAGUAUCUUCUACUUUGGUCGAAUGGCCUAGUCGGAGAAAUCCCCCCAUCGCUAUCAAACUCAACGAAACUCGAGUGGCUCGACUUGGAGUCGAACCACUUUGAGGGCGAGCUUCCAACCACAAUCUUAAGCAGAAUGCCACAUUUGAAAUACCUCUACUUAUCAUACAACCAUUUCUCCAGCCACGACAGAAACACCAACCUCGCGCCCUUUUUCACGUCUCUCAACAACUCCUCCCCCAACUUGCAAGAGCUCGACCUGGCCGGGAACCACCUCGGAGGCGCUCUGCCUCCUAUCAUCGGCAACCUCUCUGCUCUUGUCCAGAUCAACCUCGAUACGAACUUCAUCCACGGUGAAAUCCCCCCUCAGAUAUCCAACCUCGUCAACCUUACCCUGCUCAACCUCUCGAGCAACCUCAUGAACGGGACCAUCCCAUCCGAGCUAAGCCAGAUGGCGAAGCUAGAGCGCCUCUACUUGUCGAACAACUCCCUCUCCGGCCACAUCCCGGCCUCCCUAGGCAACAUGCCGCAUUUGGGACUGCUUGACCUCUCCAAAAACAAGCUGCAAGGCUCAAUCCCGGGGAGCUUUGCCAAUCUGAUACAGCUCAGAAGGCUUCUCCUCUACGAAAACGAGCUGACCGGCUACAUUCCAUCCAGCCUCGGAAAAUGUAUCAACUUGGAGAUUCUCGAUCUCUCCCGCAACAGAAUAUCCGGGACGAUCCCAGCUGAGGUUGCCGGUUUAAGCAGUUUGAAGCUGUAUUUGAACCUCUCUAGCAACAUGCUAACCGGCCACAUCCCUUUGGAGCUGAGCAAAAUGGACAUGGUGCUCGCCAUUGAUGUGUCAAACAAUAACUUGUCGGGCGCUCUGCCUUCGCAGUUGGGGAGCUGCAUCGCUCUGGAGACCCUCAACGUGUCUCACAACGCGCUGGAGGGGCAGUUUCCCGGGGCUAUAGGCAGCCUGCCUUAUCUCCGGGAAAUCGACGUGUCCUUCAAUCGCCUGAACGGGGAGAUACCGGAGUCCCUGCAGGCCUCUGCUUCACUGAAGCUGCUCAACUUCUCCUACAACAGCUUCCGUGGGAAUGUGACGAGUAAGGGCUCGUUCGCGUCGCUCACGGUUGAAUCCUUCCUUGGCAAUGAAAAGCUCUGCGGCUCGAUCGAGGGGAUGAGAAGCUGCCGCCGGAAACGAGCUCGCCAUUUCUUGAUGGCGAUUUUACUCUCCCUGUUAAUCACUCCCAUUUUCUGCGUCGUCGGAUUUCCGCUACUAAUGAGAAGGAAACUGCAACUGCCGGUGAUCAGUGCCAAGGCGGCGGCGGUCAUGGAUGAGGAGGAAGCUAGAGAAGAGAUCAAGUAUCCGAGAAUUUCUCGCCGGAAACUGGGUGAAGCAACGGGCGGAUUCAGCAGCUCCAGCCUCAUCGGGUCGGGCAGGUUCGGGCAGGUAUACAAAGGCAUUCUUGAAGACAACACGAGGAUCGCGGUCAAGGUUCUGAACCCGAAAACGGCGGGGGAGAUGAGGGGCAGCUUCAAGAGGGAGUGCCAGGUUCUGAAAAGAACCAGGCACAGGAACUUGAUCAGGAUCAUCACGGCAUGCAGCCGCCCCGACUUCAAGGCCCUCGUGCUCCCGUUGAUGCCCAACGGGAGCCUGGAGGACCAUCUGUAUCCUGCAGAUGGAAUGAAGAAGGGAAUGGAAUUGGAUCUGCCACUUCUGGUUGGCAUAUGCUGCGACGUGGCGCAGGGUAUGGCCUACCUGCACCACUACGCCCCGGUGAAGGUCGUCCACUGCGACCUCAAACCGAGCAACAUACUCCUCGAUCACGACAUGACCGCUCUAGUAGCGGAUUUCGGCAUAGCCAGACUGGUCAAAGGCGUUGACGAGAAUGCAGCCAACUGCGUCGAUGAGUCAGCGUCCUACGACUCCACUCAUGGCCUGCUAUGUGGAUCUGUUGGCUACAUUGCUCCUGAGUAUGGGAUGGGAAGGCAUGCUUCGCCGCAGGGGGAUGUGUACAGUUACGGAGUUCUGGUGCUGGAGAUAGCGAUGGGGAAGAGGCCGACCGACGUUCUGUUCCAGGAGGGGUCGAGCAUGCACGAAUGGGUGAAGAGCCAUUACCCUAACAAGCUCGGUCCGAUGGUGGAUGAGGCCGUUGCAAGGAUGGCGCGACGCGCCCUCACCUCCCACGAGAGGAAGGUGUGGAGUGACGUCGUUUUGGAGCUCGUAGAGUUAGGCCUAAUCUGCACCCAGUAUAGUCCUUCUGCAAGGCCUAGUAUGCUGGAUGUGGCGCAUGAGAUCACUCUUCUCAAGCACUAUGUUACUUCUUCUCCUUCGACCUUACUUAUUGAACACACUGAUUGAUUCUUUUCCUUUUUUUUUUAAUUUUUAAUUACAACACCAAUUUUGAUACAUUACACAUGAUGAUGAUCGAGACUUUUUUUUUUCUUGAUUAUUAUUGUUAUUCUCAUUUAUAAACAUUUUAGUUGGAAUCCCGAGAAGGUAUAUUUUGUUGUUCAUAUAUAUGCGUUACUAUCAGCAAAUGAGAAGCUUAAUCUUUGUUUAA
This is a messenger RNA of Salvia hispanica, 3188 nucleotides long. RefSeq names its product Leucine-rich receptor-like protein kinase family protein. The record is from RefSeq and is a predicted model, not a curated record. Gene Ontology annotation, molecular function: protein binding; protein kinase activity; ATP binding. Gene Ontology annotation, biological process: protein phosphorylation. Lineage: Eukaryota; Viridiplantae; Streptophyta; Magnoliopsida; Lamiales; Lamiaceae.